CGAUGAACGAGAUACGUCACAGAAAAAUAGAUACGUGAUACGUGAUUAGAAUGGAAAUGAAAACGUAAUGGUAUCCGUUCAGUAUACUGAUAUGACCUACAUAUUCAUUCUGUAAUUGUUCGUGCAGAAAAUAGAUAAUAUUGUACAUGUGGGUAGAAACUACGUAGAAACAGAAACUGUAUGUGGGCGAUAUCAGAGAGUCGACUCGACUGAUUCGAUAAAAUUUCAUAGCAUAGCCGCAUAGCCACUCUAGUAAGGUUAUGAAAUCCACUAGUGCAAGAUAGUUCAGUUCACCGUUUUAUAAGAAUAUUUUUAUAGUUAUAAACGAACAAUUAUUAUUAAAAAUGAGUGAUGUGAGUGAUUGUGAUUCCAGCGAUGAUUUAAAUGAUACUCCAUCAGAUAUAAAUUUAGACGUAAAGGAGACAUACAGCACAUUAUUACGCCAGAAAACAAAAAGUAAAUAUGAAUUUUGUUACAAAAAGUUUAUGGAGUGGACACUGGUAAAUGGAAUAACAAAUAUAUCAGAAAAUAUUGUAACAGCCUACAUGAAAAAAAUGUCGAGCGAAAUCAAACCCUCAACUCUCUGGACAACAUAUUCAAUGUUGAAAACAAUGAUUAAUAUUAAAAAUAACAUUGAUAUUUCUACCUAUCCUAAAUUGCGCAACUUUCUGAAAUUACAAUCAAAUGGCUACAAAUCAAAGAAAUCUAAAAUUCUAACACCAGAACAAAUCAAAAAGUUUCUACUGGAAGCACCAGAUGUAGAAUAUUUAUUCACAAAAGUGGUAUUGAUUUUUGGAAUUUCUGGAGGAUGCCGUCGCCAAGAGUUAAAAAAUUUGAAGAUAAAUCAUGUUAGUGAUUUAGAAAAUGAAUUGCAUGUUAAAUUAGUUGAUACAAAACCGGACCGAAUAUUUGUAAUUCCUGGUAUGUUUUAUGAGGUGUGCAAAAAAUAUAUCCAGCUUAGACCACCAGAUAUGACGCAAUUUUUUGUUAAUUACCAGAAGGGAAAAUGUACUAAACAAGUAGUUGGGGUCAACAAAAUUGGUAAUCAGCCAAAAAUAAUCGCUGAAUAUUUAAAAUUACCUGAAUCGGAAUUAUAUACGGGACAUUGUUUCCGUCGUUCAAGGGUCACUAUCCUUGCAGACGCAGGAGACGAUACCUUAACAGUGAAUAAUUUCGGUGUCUGGAAAUCGACCGCAUCAUCAGUAAUGCAAACAUACAUUGAGCAUUCCUUAUUUAAAAAAAUAGAGAUUGCAAAUAUUGUUCGGUCGUUUGACACACAACCAGAAGCUGCACCAUCAACAUCAAAUCAAAAUAUUCAUCCAAAUUUAGUACAAUCAACCUCUUCUUAUAACAGCGUCACAGAAGAUAACUACGAAGAUAUAAAAAAAGAAACUGAAACAUAUGAAACAUCCAAUCAGAAUAAUAUUCUAACAAAUUUAUUACAAUCAACCUCUACUUAUAACAGUGUCACAGAAGAUAACUACGAAGAUUUCAAAAAAGAAACUGAAACUUAUGAAACAUCCAAUCAAAAUAUUCUUACAAAUUUAUUACAAUCAACUUCUACUUAUAACAGCGCCACAGAAGAUAGCUACGAAGAUUUAAAACAAGAAAAUGUAACAUUUGAAACAUCCAAUCAAAAUAUUCGUCCUAAUUUAAUACACUCAACCUCUACUUAUAACAACGUCAUAGAAAAUAACUACGAAGAUUUAAGAAAAGAAACUGUAAAAUAUGAAAAUUGUACAUUUAACAACUGUACGUUUAUCGUAAAAAUCAGUGAUUGAAAUAUAAAAUUUUGUUAAUAACGUUUAGAUGUUUGUGUCGUUUAUUAUUGUU
This is a messenger RNA of Psylliodes chrysocephalus, 1833 nucleotides long. The record is from the annotation of a GenBank genome assembly. NCBI's taxonomy places the organism in Eukaryota, Metazoa, Arthropoda, Insecta, Coleoptera, Chrysomelidae.